Acanthamoeba castellanii str. Neff is the source of this 1071-nucleotide messenger RNA. Its product is annotated as protein bcp1, putative. Bases 1 to 1071 code for a protein of 356 amino acids. The record is from RefSeq and is a predicted model, not a curated record. The transcript is spliced from 7 exons. NCBI's taxonomy places the organism in Eukaryota, Discosea, Longamoebia, Acanthamoebidae. Gene Ontology annotation, cellular component: nucleus.
AUGGACGCGUCAGAGGGCAAGGCCAGCAAGAAGAGACAACUCGAGGAGGAGCUUGAGGAAGAGGAGGAAAUGGACGGAGAGCAGGAGUUUGAUGAAGAGGAUGGCGAGGGCAGUGAUGAUGGAGAGGAUUACGAGGACGACGAUGACGACGAUGACGAGGAAGAUGACGAUCCCGAGCUGAGCGAUUUGGACGAGGAGGAAAAGGUAGACUUCGCGUUCUUUGAUCCCGAGGAGAUCGACUAUCACGCCAUAAAGAACUUCUUGCUGCCCUUCCUCGAGGGCCAGGCGUUCAGUGCGGGCGAUUUGGCGGACCUGAUCAUCAAACAGAACGAGUACGUCGGCACUGUCGUCAAGGUUGAGGGUGAAGACGAGACCUACGGCUUCGUUUCAGUCGUCAACCUCCACAAGCACAAGGUGAGAGAACAUGCCCCGGCCUCCACCACCUUCACCACGGCCAUCGCCAUCACCACUCCCAUCCGUGACUUGACCGCCGUGCGACAGAUCAAGGAGUACCUCUUGUCCAAGGCACCCAACCAGAGUGAGAAAGAGCGACUCGAGUCCCUCUUUAACGACGAGUCGCAGCCGCUGGGCCUUCUCUUCAAUGAGUACAGCGUCUCCCUCCCUCCCCCACAGGAGUGGCUUGGGCGAAUGUCGGUGGUGUGUGAAAAGUACUCUGAAACGCGAUUGAUCAACCUUCCGCCUCAGCUGGCUCCCCACUUGCACAAGGCCCUCUUCUCGGAGAUCCAGGCUGCCGUGGAAGACGGCGACUCGAGCUUCCAGUUCGAGAACUACAUCCUGAUUUCCAACCAGUACAGCCACAGCCUGGGCGAGAGCACCGACAAGCCCAAGUCCAAAAAGGGACGAACAGGCGAGGAGACAUUCUACACCCGGCCAGAGGAGGAAUUCUAUCAGAAGGAGGCGAACUUCUUCUUCACUUUCCCGGUCAUGCACGGCGAGGAGGCCUCGCGCUGGACCUUUGACGGCUCGCUGAAGGACAACAGGGCCAUCCUCCUGAUCAACCAGUCCAAGAUUCCCGCCAUCCUCGAGAAGCUCUUCAAGGUCUGCGCCUAA